CAGUCAACAUGAAGGCUCUCCUCACCCUGGGGUUCCUCUUGCUUUCUGUCACUGUCCAAGCCAAGAUCUACAACCAGUGUGAGUUCGCCAGAACUCUGAAAAAACAUGGAAUGGAUGGCUACAGGGGAAUCAGCCUGGCAAACUGGGUGUGUUUGGCUCAGCAUGAGAGUAGCUUUAACACACGAGCUACAAACUACAACCCUGGAUCCAAAAGCACCGACUACGGGAUAUUUCAGAUCAAUAGCAAAUACUGGUGUAAUGAUGGCAAAACCCCAGGAGCAGUGAAUGCCUGUGGGAUACCCUGCAGUGCCUUGCUCCAGGAUGACAUCACUCAAGCCAUACAAUGUGCAAAGAGGGUUGUGAGGGACCCACAAGGCAUUAGAGCAUGGGUGGCAUGGAAAUCCCACUGUCAAAACCGAGAUCUCACCCAGUAUCUUCGGAACUGCGGAGUCUAAUGCUGUUUGCUUCCCCUUCAGCUCAUUCUGUGUCUGUAUCGCUAUAGGAGUAGUUACAGGAAAGCUCACACUUCCCUGGAUUCCCCUUCAGACAAGCAGGCCUUAAACAGAAACAGAAGCACAAUGGAACUGUUUCCUGAGAGGCUUCAUGCUGACCAAUGUCUUCAUGCUGGGGACAGUGGUUAGCACUUAGGCCAUCGCACACAUCUCUAUACAUCAGUUCUUCACCUAUGAAGUAAGUCACAUUAAAUUCCAUCAGAAUUAAUCUGCAUCUUCCCCAUGGUGGAUAGACAUACAACAAAUGCUUACAGGACUCUGAGUAGAUCUUGGGUAAAAUGGCAGCUGUGUGAGCUCCCAGGCCUUGUGUGUGGGCUCAACACCCAGAAAGUUAG
Molecule: messenger RNA, 847 nt
Organism: Phodopus roborovskii (desert hamster)
Lineage: Eukaryota; Metazoa; Chordata; Mammalia; Rodentia; Cricetidae
Product: lysozyme C-2
Exons: 4
Coding region: 9-455 (148 amino acids)
Biological process (GO): defense response to Gram-negative bacterium; defense response to Gram-positive bacterium
Molecular function (GO): lysozyme activity
Source: RefSeq, a predicted model, not a curated record